This is a messenger RNA of Cimex lectularius (bed bug), 1298 nucleotides long. RefSeq names its product glycine-rich cell wall structural protein-like. The coding region runs from base 46 to 1176 and encodes 376 amino acids. The record is from RefSeq and is a predicted model, not a curated record. NCBI's taxonomy places the organism in Eukaryota, Metazoa, Arthropoda, Insecta, Hemiptera, Cimicidae. The transcript is spliced from 3 exons.
CCGGCUGGGACCCAACCAACGUCAAACAGCUCCAUUCUACCUUCAAUGAACGUAUUCAAGGUUGCUCUCUUUGUGGCCCUGGCCGUUUCGGCUCUCGCCGAAGACAAAAAGACUGAGAAGAGAGGAGUAGUCACUGGAGGCUACCACGGAGGCAGCUAUGGAGGCGGAUACGGCUCCAGCGGCCUCUCCGUCGGACACGGAUUGAGCCUCGGCGGCGGAUCGCUCUAUGGAAGUGGUUACGGAGGUGGAUACGGAGGAGGAUACGGAGGAGGAUACGGAGGAGGAUACGGAGGAGGAUACGGAGGUGGAUACGGAGGUGGAUACGGAGGUGGAUACGGUGGUGGAUACAGUUCUGGAGUCGGAUCUGGCUUGGGCUUCGGAUCCGGAGUCGGCCUCGGAGGAUUCAGCGGAGGUUUCGGCGGAUUGGGCGGAGGACUGGGCGGAGGACUGGGCGGAGGAUUGGUCAGCGUGUCCCAAACCCCCGUGACCGUCAACACCGUCAACACUGCCGUUGCUGUACCCGUGCCGCAACCCGUGCCUGUGACAGUCACCAGGCCCGUACCAGUACCCGUACCCCAGCCCGUACCAGUUUCCGUCCCCAGGGCCGUUCCCGUCCAUGUCCCCCAACCCGUGCCCGUCACUGUACCUAGGCCAGUCCCCGUCUCCGUACCUCGCCCCGUCCCCGUCCCCGUCCCUCACCCAGUCCCGGUCUCCGUACCCCAGCCCUACGCCGUCCCCGUUCCUCAGCCUUACCCAGUCACCGUCACCAGGCCAGUCCCAGUCUCUGUACCCCAACCCGUGGUCGUCGCUCAGCCCGUAGCCGUAUCUACCGGAUCCGUCGGCGUCUCUAGCGGACUCGGCUCAGGAUUCGGAGGAGGUUUCGGCUCUGGCGUCGGACUCGGUUCCAGCCUCGGAUCCGGAUACGGAGGCGGAUAUGGAGGUAGCUACGGAGGUGGCUACGGAGGUGGCUACGGAGGUGGCUACGGAAGCGGCUACAGCCUCGGCUCCUCCCUCGGAUCUAGCUACGGUGGUGGUUACGGUUCUGGACACCUCGUAUCCGUCGGUAGCGGCUAUGGUUCCGGCUACGGUUCCGGACACGGAUUGAGCCUUUCUAGUCACAGCCUCGGAUCCAGCUACGGCAGCGGAUACUCGUCCGGAUGGAAAGGACACCAUUAAACACUCACUUCGGCAUUUGACGGCAUACGUUCAUCGUUUCUUCAGCGAUGCACCCCAUGCGUGAUAUUUGUAUUAUUUGUCUUUAAAUUUUCUCUGUAAAGAUGUUAUUUGUUACGUGAAUA